This is a messenger RNA of Bacillus rossius redtenbacheri, 5665 nucleotides long. RefSeq names its product FGGY carbohydrate kinase domain-containing protein. The transcript has 9 exons. Gene Ontology annotation, biological process: carbohydrate phosphorylation; pentose metabolic process. Gene Ontology annotation, molecular function: D-ribulokinase activity. Lineage: Eukaryota; Metazoa; Arthropoda; Insecta; Phasmatodea; Bacillidae. The record is from RefSeq and is a predicted model, not a curated record. Bases 670 to 2010 code for a protein of 446 amino acids. Gene Ontology annotation, cellular component: cytoplasm.
UAUUGAUAUACUUUCAGUAUUAUGAAAUGUUUCUAUCAAUAUUAUAAUGAACGUGGUGUUAUUCCACAGCUUCUUGCCCUAAGAACGGUCACCACUCAGGUAGCAGAUGAGAGAGGGCUGCUGUAUGCUACUACGCAAGGGAGAAAUGAGUUACCUCUGGCCAACUCUAAGAGUAAAUGUGUUCGGGUUACAAGGACACACAGCUGGGGUGGAAUGCAGUGGAUGGAGGAACAGGAACACUCUGAGACAACCCGCUAGCAUCAGCCACAGUUUCCACUUGCAGAAUUGCAAGAAGAGGCUGUUGGAUUGAACCCAGAUUCCUGCGAGUGAAGUUAGGCGUGUUGACCGCACUGCCACCGUGCAACUGUGGUUUAGUUUUUUUUCAUCCAUAACAUAAUUUUUUGUUGUUCAAGUUUGCGCAAAGAUAUGUUGUGUUGUACAAAAAUACAAUGGUACAAUGACAAUAAAGUAAAUAAAAACAUAUUUUUAAAUUUUUGUGUUCUGGAAUCGCCUCUCACCCUGUAAUUAGUGUCGCUGGACGUGACGGAGGGUGUUCCGGCCGCUGACGUGAAAGGCGUCGGCUUCGACGCGACCUGCUCGCUGGUGGCGGUGGACAAGGAUGGGAAGCCCCUCACCAUCAGCCCCACGGGGGAGAACGCGCGGAACGUGAUGCUGUGGCUGGACCACCGGGCCAUCGAGGAGGCCAGCUUCAUCAACGGCCUGGGCCACCCCGUGCUGAAGUACGUGGGCGGGACCAUCUCCCUGGAGAUGGAGACCCCCAAGCUGCUGUGGCUCAAGAAGAACCUCCGCAAGGAGUGCUGGGACAGGGCGGGCUGGUUCUUCGACCUGCCUGACUUCCUGACCUGGCGCGCCACUGGGGCCGACUCCAGGUCGCUGUGCUCGCUGGUGUGCAAGUGGACGUACGUGGCCGGCGCGGAGGGCGCGGAGGCGGCCGGCUGGAGCCUCGACUUCUUCACGCAGGCGGGCCUCGCCGAGCUGGCCGAGGGGGGCUGGAGGAAGAUCGGGGCGGAGGUGAAGGAGCCGGGGGCCCCGUGUGGCGCCGGCCUCAGCGAGCGGGCGGCGGGGGAGCUCGGCCUGCUGGCGGGCACGCCCGUCGGCACGUCCAUGAUCGACGCCCACGCGGGUGCUCUGGGGCUGCUGGGCUGCAGCGCCCCGGGGGUGCCCCGGGACUUCCACACCCGCCUGGGCCUGGUCUGCGGCACCUCCACCUGCCACAUGGCCGUCAGCCGGGACCCGCUGUUCGUGAGGGGCGUGUGGGGGCCGUACCGCAGCGCCCUGGUGCCCGGCUACUGGCUGAACGAGGGCGGCCAGAGCGCGACGGGCAAGCUGGUGGACCACGUCAUCGAGACCCACCCGGCCGCGUCGUCGGCCCGCGCCAAGGCCGGCGGCAGACAUAUUCAGGAGUAUCUGCUAGACCUACUGAAGGAAAUGGCAGAGAGACAGAAUCUCCCGUGCGUGGCCAUGUUGACUAAAGAUGUCCACGUGUGGCCGGACUUCCACGGCAAUCGCUCACCCUUAGCCGAUCCUUCGUUGCAGGGCAUGAUCUGCGGGCUGACCCUGUCUGCAGAUGAAGAGAACCUGGCAGUCGUGUACCUGGCCACGAUACAAGCUCUGGCGUACGGGACGCGCCACAUCACGGAGGCCCUGGCGCGGAGCGGGCACGUGUUCCGGUGCCUGCUGAUGUGCGGGGGCCUGAGCCGCAGCCCGCUGUUCGUGCAGACGCAGGCGGACGCGGCGGGGCUGCCCGUGCUGUGUCCGUGCCAGCCGGAGAGCGUGCUGCUGGGCGCCGCGAUCCUGGGGGCGUGUGCCGCGGGCACGCACAGCAGCGUGCCGGCCGCCGUGCAGGCCAUGGGGGGCCCCGCCGCCGUGGUGCGCCCGCGCGAGCUGGACCGCAGUUACCACGAAAAGAAGUACAAAGUGUUUCUCAGAAUGGUGGAGCACCAGAAGGAGUACAGGAACAUCAUGUCGGACUUCAUCGUCCUGAAGUGACGUCCGCGGAGUCUCCGAUGCCGCACCACGCGUUCCCGCUCACAAAGACAGGAGCAGGUAGCGUCUCUAGAGACCGCAGAUGUGGGUAACAGGUGGUGACCACAAUACUUUCCUACAAAACCAAGCUAGCGUACAUGCCUUUCAUGAUUCCAUACUUUAAACCAUUCAGAAAGGUAUUCCCUGAACAUAUCUGAAAAAGACAAUUUAUUCUAAGAGUGUUGAAACAAUAAUCAGGCCAUGUACAGUAUGUAUCCAGGCCAGAUGCUGGGUAAGAAGUCUGGUCCAUUGUUGUUGCAAAGUUAGGGUAUAGUCAUACAACAUUCAGUUAGUGGUAUCCACUCUUUUGUUUCCAUAUUUGUUCAAUAACAACAUCAGCAGAGUUAUGUUUGCUAAAAUAUGAACUUACAUUAAAACUAGCCAAAUACAUAUUUGAAAUGGAGCCUGAAACCAUGGGUAACGCCUUUAGCUUGGAGUGUAGCCCAGUAAAUGUAAUCAUUUUUAAAAAUACUGGAGACUGCUGAACUAUGCGCACAAAAUAAGUGAGUCAACGAUUGACCAGUCACAAGCAGUCCACGGAAGGCCACACACCCAAUUGAAAGCUAAAAUUUUUUCUUAAUUUAACAGUUUACUUGUUACUCAUUUCAUUUACACGCUUUCAUAUUAGUAAAACUGCAAAAUUAAUUACCAAAACACAGCCAUACAAGAGGAUUCCUCAACAAACAAGUAAUUGCAACAGUCAGCAGUAAUAGUUUGUUAAAAACGUCAUUUUAACAUACCAUGAUAAAACCACUAAAAAAUGUAUAGCUAACCUUGACCUACAGCAACUUGGACCAGUUUUGCAGUCAGGUUAUCAAUACCGACAUUUCCCUAGACAUGUUUGUGUGAGCCUAUUUCUGUGUUAAUGCAAGAAAGAGCACAGGAUGCAGAACUAUUUUACACUUUUAAGAAAACUGUAAUUUUAUGUGAUAUGCAUAUGUACCAAUGUCUCCAAUGUUUAUUGCAUUGGCACAGUGCAACUUAAAAAGCACACAAGUGGAAUCAAGUUGCUACAAAUCAUUUCAUUUGAAUGCAUUAUUUCUUGUUCAACAUAUUGAAAUUUGAGUUGGAAAAUACCCACAACUAAUUUACCAUUGGACACAAUUAUGAUUAUCCAAACACGUCCUGCAAAAACACAAAAAUAAAGUUUAUUUUAUACACAAUAUUUAACAAUCAAACUUUUUCGAUAGUAAGGGGGGUAGUUUGCAACGUAUCGGCGUUAACCACACAACUGUGUUUAAAGCAGUUGUGGCUAGCUUGGGUCGCUCUUCCAACGUCUGUUCGUAGCAUCGCUGCACUCGUACAAGAACUGUCUUCCUUUGAACUAGAGCUGUACCGAUUCACAAACUUUUGCCGAUAUGCUGAUACAACCGUUGCCGAUUCACAGAUUCCGAACUAAUACAGGAGAAAACACAUUUUGGUUAAAAUAUUUUUUUUUAAUUUACUAAAUCAUCCAAAAUAACUCAUUCUCAGAAAACCAUUAAAUGCAAAUGCACAUGUAUUUUAGUUCAUAAACGGAACAUAAUCUUACUCUUUUUUUUAACUCGUGUUAUUAGCUUAUUGAAACAUGAAUUUAUUAAUGGAGACUGAAAAAAUUUAAUUAUAUAAUACAUAAUUAAAUAUAAGAUUAUUUAAUAAUAUAUAACCAUGAAAUAUAUUUAUUCACAAAAUACGAGGUUUAAGAGAUGAAUUUAAAAUGUGCAAAAUUGCAAGACUUUGUACAUAUUUACAGUUCAAGAACGGAAAUUUCAAUACCACCGUAACGCAUGCGGUGGCGAAAAUUUAUGGUACCUAUUAUUUAUACGGAAAUGCAUUUUAUGUGGUCGCUUUGCAGGAGAAACAGUAGAAGUAUAAUUGACAUUAUGUGAAGUCCUAUAUUAUUUGGUUAUUAAUUUUUAUUCAAUAUUAAAUACUUUACGUAAGUUAGUUACAAAAUUUCUCCAUCACGAUAUUACGAACAUUUCUUUGCAGUUAAAGCAGUUGGUAUUUUCCAUUGUUCGUAGUGGUAGCCAUGCCCUAAAUAAAGAAUGUUUUUUUUUCUUAUCUAUCGUUACCAUGUUGGUAUAUACUUAUUUACAAUGUAUUAGAUUCAAGAGCAUUAUUUAAAAAACAGAAUGUUUAAGUUUGAUAUGUAUGGCUGGCACACGUAGCUAAGAAAUGAUGUUCAAAGUAUGUAGUAGUACGAAAAGUGAAAAGGGUAGGCCUACUGGUGGAUUUUUCGGCUGUGAGGGGCACUUUCAUUUCUCAAUAAUAUUGGCCGAAAAUUAACAAUUGUAUCGUGAAUCAGCACACAUUCAACUAAAUAUUGGCAAAACCGGCUUCUGCAGAUUCGUAUCGGCACAGCUCUACUUUUAACGCAUUCCAUUGACAAACAUAAGAAUAAAAUCAUUUAAGAAAGGUUUUUUUUUUGCAUAAUUUGUGAUUUAUAGAGAAGUUGUGAAUCUCACAAUAAUAAUGUGUGCGAGGAGGAUAAACAUUACUUGAAUUAUUCAAAUGUAGUAUGAUAUUUGUGACUUGUGUUUUAUGUAGUUCAUUGUGCUAGAUAUGUUUUGAGAUAGUCAUAAGCUAUUUCGAUAUUUAAAAAAAUUGUGUCCUAUUGACUUUAUUCAUUGGUUAUUGAUUUUGUUUGCAAAAUAAUAUAAAUGUGAGUCCUCCUCAUAACUUGGUCAUGAUCUAGCACUUAAGUGCUUUGAACCGAAGAAAAUUUCUAUACAAGUAUCCAGUGGCGGAUCCAGAGGUUCACCUCGGAGGGGGCACUCUGGGAUUUCAGAGAAGCCAGAGAAAAAAUGUUUUAUCUACUCACACUACACAUAACAUCCAACCACCAGAUUUUAUGAUUCUACAAGAAAUUCAUUAAUUAUAUUGAAAUAUUUAUUGGUUCCAGAAACAAUCAUUUUUUCGGCAAUAUUAAUGUAGCAUACAACUGGUUUUUCGGGGGGGGGGAAGGGGGGGGGGGCAGCACUUGCACCUGGUGCCCCCCCAACCCCCUCCUGGAUCCACCACUGCAAGUAUCUAUAGUAUAAAAAUCCAGAAAAUUAUAUCUUGGUCGUAGAACUGUCUCUAGCUCGACUUGUCUACAAUGCAAUCAAGGAAACAAAAUUGCUUCCCACUGUCAUAGCAUCACAUUUCAGACAUUCCUUUGACAGAAGACUGAAAACAUUCUGUGAACCCACAUGCAGUGCUUUGCCUUUAACGUGGCAAAGAUGUUCAUAUCUUCCAAAUACAGUUGUUUGUACACGUAUCGUGGCUCUCCUGAAGAAAUGUAUGUUUGUCAAAUUAUUAAUGACUUUACAGUUUCCUACUAUCUUUUAUAACAUUAUACACUACAUGCAUUCUUUCCUUUGUCAGAUGGCAUGGCCUUGAGACUAUUCCUCUCUCGUUAGUAAUGUGUGUAUGAAGCUGCACAUUCACAUUACUAAUUAAUUUUAAAAUGACAGAUACUUUUAUAAUUGUAAUUAUGACAUUCCAAACUGUAAAAUGAAUUUUAUGUCACUUACCAUGUACUUUACUAAAUGGUUAAACUAUUUUGUAUGGUUUUUAAGACAGUUGAGAGAAAUAAUUGUUCUCCUUACCAUAAAUGUUUAUUAUAAUGUUGACAAUAAAGUUUUAUCUUUAUUUU